Molecule: messenger RNA, 1845 nt
Organism: Scomber japonicus (chub mackerel)
Lineage: Eukaryota; Metazoa; Chordata; Actinopteri; Scombriformes; Scombridae
Gene: rffl
Product: ring finger and FYVE-like domain containing E3 ubiquitin protein ligase
Exons: 8
Coding region: 153-1148 (331 amino acids)
Biological process (GO): protein K48-linked ubiquitination; proteasome-mediated ubiquitin-dependent protein catabolic process; negative regulation of extrinsic apoptotic signaling pathway via death domain receptors
Cellular component (GO): cytoplasm; plasma membrane
Molecular function (GO): ubiquitin protein ligase activity
Source: RefSeq, a predicted model, not a curated record
UCGAUGUGAUCGAUGUGAUCGACCGUGUGACUCAUCAUGGUGACCCUCUGAGCUCCGGAGCUUUCAGCCGUGGUCUUCCUCCGUGUUUGUGAACUAUCAGCGACUCUUGUGUGUGUUAGCCGAGUGCUAACCGUAGCAGCUCAGUAUCCGGGAUGUGGGCCUCCUGCUGUAACUGGUUCUGUGUGGACUCGGCGGAGGUUGACGAGGCCGGCGGUGAGCGACGUCAUCAGUCGUACACCAACUCAGCGUUCAGCAACCAACCGUCACCUGAGCACACCUGCAAGGCCUGCAGGGGGCGCCUGGACCCCCCCGCCAAGAAGCAUGUGUGCGUGGACUGUAAGAAGAACUACUGCAGCCGCUGCUCCGCCCAGCUGGAGCCCCGCCCCCGCCUCUGCCACACCUGUCAGCGUUUCUACGGCAACCUGCUGGAGCGGGCGGAGCUGAUGAAGCUGAAGGUGAAGGAGCUCAGGGACUACCUGCACCUGCACGAGGUCUCCACCCACCUGUGCCGGGAGAAGGAGGAGCUGGUGGAGCUGGUCCUCGGUCAGCAGUCCCCCCCCGAGACUCCGGCCUCAGACGCCCCCUCUGGGACACCUGACCCCCCCGAGGCAUCCACCACCCCUGAACCCCUCCAACCCACCCAAACCCCUGACCCCCCCGACCUACCGCCUGAAGCGCCAACCCCACCCCCACCCACAGAGACCACCUCCACCGAGCCGGACCUGCAGGAAGAAGACCAGACCUGGGACCCUGAGGAGGUCCCGGUCUCUGGCCGCAGGGCGUCUCUGAAGGAUCUAAGCGGUCUGGACGACAUCGAGGUUCUCAGCGUUCGCCAGCUGAAGGAAAUCCUGGCCCGGAACUUCGUGGACUACAAAGGCUGCUGUGAGAAGUGGGAGCUGAUGGAGCGGGUCAGCCGGCUGUACCAGGACCAGCAAAAUCUGCUCGGUGUGAACUCUGAAAACGUCUCAGAAGGUGGCGGUGGUGGUCUAGAGGAGAACCUGUGUAAGAUCUGCAUGGACUCCCCCAUCGACUGCGUGCUGCUGGAGUGCGGUCACAUGAUCACCUGCACCAAGUGCGGCAAGAGGAUGAGCGAGUGUCCGAUCUGCCGGCAGUACGUCGUCAGAGCGGUCCACGUGUUCCGGUCCUGAACCAGCUGACCCAGGUACACCACAACCAGACGGUCGGAUGUUAAACUGUAUUUUCGCUGCAGAAGAAGAGCGUUGGAGGACUUCCUGUGUAAAUAUGAAGUGACCUCAUCAGACCAACCAGCUUUGACCUUUGACCUCUCCGUGCCUUCAGCUGCUCCGUCUGUUCAAAUGAAACUUUAUCGAGAGGACGAAACCAAAGACAGACAUGACCUCUGACCUCUGACCUCUUCACCAACAGCCUUUAGACUCUUCCUACUAAUCAAUAAUCAAUAACCAGCCGACACAAAGACUGUUUCAGUCUUUUUAAACUUUCAGAUCAAUAAAUAAAGUUUUAAUUUAUGAACAUUUAAAAUGUUUAAUCUGCUUCCACGCCGAUUGCACUAAAGGAGAAGAAGAAGGAGAAGAAGGAGAAGAAGGAGAAGAAGAAGAAGAAGGAGAAGAAGAAGAAGAAGAAGAAGGAGAAGAAGAAGAAGAGGGUUUUAAAUGGAGGGAAAAUAUUUUGUCCUUUUUUUAUUUUGUCGUUUUGUGAUCAAUAAGUUUUGAUUGUUGUGAAUAUUUUUGGUUUUUUUGGGAUCAAACUUUAACUCUGGCUGCAGACGGAGGCGGCGGAUGUCUUGACCUCCGCAGCUGACAGGAAGUCACGAUGUUUUAUAUAAAACAUUUACGACACGUUUAAAAAGAAUCGGAAACUUUCCCC